Molecule: messenger RNA, 1210 nt
Organism: Annulohypoxylon maeteangense
Lineage: Eukaryota; Fungi; Ascomycota; Sordariomycetes; Xylariales; Hypoxylaceae
Exons: 1
Coding region: 118-1197 (359 amino acids)
Source: RefSeq, a predicted model, not a curated record
CCUCCGAGCCCACCAGAGCUUUCACCUAAGCAACUACCUCAAACAAUAGUAUCAUCAAGACUUGAUGCCAAUGCCAGUAAGACUGGUUCUAGAGACUCUGGAUUUGAUACAAUACCUAUGGCACAUAUGUCUACUAGCAAGGGUUUGGUCGAGUCAAUAACCCCUACUCCAAACCCCAUGACCCUUAAUUCGACAAGUGACGAGCUUCACGUUCUCAACACACCAGCAAACCAUAUGAGCUCCUUUUCUCCGCCGCCAAUUGGAUCCCCUAAAGAUACAGACCAUAGAAAUCCAGUGAUGCCACCACCCCCGUUACCAAGAGUCGAGAUACCGAAAACCUCCAAAGCUCCUUCGUCAAUGAAUAUUGUUCAUAAAACCCACCAAUUUGAUCCGACGACGCAUCCGUGUCAAAUUUGCGUCCGAAUGCGACAGCAUGCAAAUAUUGCCCAGGCCCAGGGACACCCUAUAUUACACCAUAAUAUAGCACAGCACAUGAUUCCGCAAAUGGCAUCUCAUCCGCCGUAUAAUCAACAUUUUCAUCCCCAAAUGAUGACCAUGGGACCGAAUAGCAUGCAUCCUUUCGGCCCAGGUUUCCCCCAAGUUAUGAUACCGAUGCCUGGAAAUAAUCUUGCCGCUCUUCCAUCUCAUAUGGCCGGUCCGAUGCAGAUGCACCAGGACCAGGAGAUACACUCUCCGCCAAAUACUGAAAAGUCAGAUGAUCACGCCCAACCCUCGCCGCCACCGCCGCCACAGCCAGUGCCAGAAUUAGUAAUAGCAGCAGCAGGGAAUGACGAGUCACACACAACACCGAACCUCGUGAAGCCACCAUCAUCCCUCAUUCAGCCUACCUAUCGCAAACCCUCGCCUAACCUGAUCGUAGAUGUAGCAGAGACCUGCCAGGAGAAAUUUCCCUUUGACGAAGUCGCUAAGAGGCAUAAUGUACCCGUAGAAAAAGUCUUCGACAUAUUUGCAGCUAUCAUCCAGGUCCCGCUUUUACGUUGUCCUACGGAUAGACGAAGAGCAGGGAGGCUUGCUACUUCGCGGGUCAAGGAAUACACAAAAAUCAAGAAAGCAAUACAGGAAACUGGUAGCAAAAGUAAUUAUAAUUCUAAAGAGGAGAUAGCUGUAAAGCCGUCGGACAUUGCGGAUCGUCUAGGUCCGGUUGGCUUACCGGAUGGCUUCAAUCCCGGAGACUAAUGAGACAUUCUGC